AAUAGAAGUAGGAAUAAUCCGCUUUAGGGGUGGCUAAAUAGUGCUUAUCAUCCGUAUUCCAUAAUCAAAAUGAAUUAGACAGGUCAGUAACUAUCAGAAAAUUCUAGUUUGUGUUUUCUUCUAUCUAAAAAUGCCAUGUUGCAGAUUUAAAUAAAUCCAACAUAUUGUAUCACCACGCACUAAUUAGGAUGUACACCAUUUUAUAUUCCUUGUUUUCGGCUAUAAGAUGGUUAUUACUGCAUGUUUAGGUUCUUCAAGAAGAAAACAUAGUACAAUAAGACAGAAUGAACCUAAAAAUGAACAUUCACUCUUCAAUAAAAUUUCUUGUUCUGUUUUUGGCUUUCUCUUGUCUAAGUGUUCAGCUAGAAGCACAGCUUCGAGUUGGAUUUUACUGCAACUCAUGUCCAUCAGCUGAGCGCAUUGUCAGUGAAGAAGUAACGAAAGAAUUUAUGAAUGACAAAGGGAUUGCCCCUGGUCUUGUCAGAAUGCACUUUCAUGACUGUUUUGUUAGAGGGUGUGAUGGAUCCGUUCUCAUUGACUCCACUUCUGCAAACACAGCUGAGAAGGAUUCACCAGCAAACAAUCCCAGUCUUCGAGGGUUUGAAGUCAUCGACAACAUAAAAACUAGACUUGAAGCUGAAUGCAAAGGGGUAGUAUCAUGUGCAGAUAUAUUAGCUUUCGCAGCUAGAGAUAGUGUAGCAAUAACCAGAGGACAAAGAUAUGAUGUUCCAUCUGGAAGAAGGGAUGGCAGGGUCUCUUUAGCUUCAGAAGUGCUGCAAAACGUCCCAGGAUUCACAUUUAACGUUACUCAACUUACACAGAGUUUCACAAACAAAAAUUUGACACAGGAAGAAAUGGUCACCCUAUCAGGGGCUCAUACAAUUGGACGGUCUCAUUGCACAUCUUUCAACAAUAGGCUAUUCAAUUUCAGUGGAACAAACGGGCCAGAUCCCACUCUGGAUUCCAAAUAUGCAGGACAGUUGCAGCAACAGUGCCCACAAGGAAGCACAAAUUCUAGCCUGGUGGUUCCAAUGGACCCUCGAAGCCCAUUUAUUUCAGAUGUAAAUUACUACCAGGAUGUCUUAGCCAACAAAGGCCUGUUUACGUCUGAUCAGACGUUGUUGACUGACUCCAACACAGCUAAUGAGGUGAACCAGAAUGCAAGGAAUCAGUUCUUGUGGAUGAGAAAGUUUGCAGCAGCAAUGGUAAACAUGGGUCAAAUCGAAGUUCUUACUGGUACUAAUGGAGAAAUCCGGACAAACUGUAGGGUAAUCAAUUAAGAAAUAUGGGUUUAUUCCCCUUGUCAAGAGAUCAGACUUACUGAGUCUUAAGUAGAAUUAACUCAUGUUCGUUUGUGUCUUUGGAAGGAUAAUUUUCAGUCUCAAACAUGUAAUUUGAUGAAUUAUAUACUUGCAAGUCUAUUUUUAGAUGCAAAUUGUGGAAGACUACCAUGAACCUGAAGUACUGAGGAAAACAGAAACAGAUAAUCAAGUACCCCUUUGGAUUA
Messenger RNA from Chenopodium quinoa (quinoa), 1507 nucleotides. RefSeq names its product peroxidase 5-like. The transcript is spliced from 4 exons. The record is from RefSeq and is a predicted model, not a curated record. Gene Ontology annotation, biological process: response to oxidative stress; hydrogen peroxide catabolic process. Bases 285 to 1280 code for a protein of 331 amino acids. Gene Ontology annotation, molecular function: peroxidase activity; heme binding. Gene Ontology annotation, cellular component: plasmodesma; plant-type cell wall. Lineage: Eukaryota; Viridiplantae; Streptophyta; Magnoliopsida; Caryophyllales; Amaranthaceae.